Cinara cedri is the source of this 29246-nucleotide messenger RNA. The record is from the annotation of a GenBank genome assembly. Lineage: Eukaryota; Metazoa; Arthropoda; Insecta; Hemiptera; Aphididae.
CGAUGAUGGCGGUCGAUAUUUAAUUUUUUUUUCUUCUGGUGGCGUGCAGCGGUCGCCGGCAACCGGAGUUUUCCGUGGAACGGCACAUCUGUAACACGCUUUUGCACGCCGAGUAAAGCCGACAAUAUUAUUAUAUUUGAUUUUUUUUUUCGUUUGUCUUUCUCUUCGAAAAAUCAAUGAUUCUUUCGAUAGGCCGAACGGAUUUUCGUGUUUUAUAAUAUUCUCGGAUACCUACCGACAUAACAUACAUAGUACGUUCAAUAGCUCGGUGGUUCGUUCGGUUUUAGUAAUUUCAAUAUAAUAAUAUAUAGGUACCUGUAACCUGUGCAACAUAUUUGAAGACGAACAAAAAUGAUGUUCAACUGUGAAGUAAACAAAAAACUCCUGCUUAUGAAAAUAUGUUUUUUCCUGUACGAUUUCGGUAAGUAAAAAAAAAAAUUAAAUUAAAAACAUUUUUUUUAUAUAUAGUUACAUAUAUACAUGUUUAUUAUUGAAUAUAAAAAAUACAAAUAAUGAUAAAAAUAACAAUAUAUAUAUGUAAUAUAUGCAAGACAAUUAAAUAAAUAUAUUUGAAAAACAAUAAAACAAAGCCUUGAGUGUUAUAAAAGUCAAUAUACGACAGAUUUCGAUUAAAAAAAAUAAAAUAUAUCGUCAGGUAGGUAAAACAACAAAGACGAAUAAAAUUCGUAGAGGAAUAUAAAAUCAAAAAAGGGAAAUGCAUAGAGUAAAUUGCUAUUUUAUAAAGGGAGUAAACCAAUAUUAUAUUAAAAGAGACUACGAUAAACGCAAUACGAUGACAUAGAUUCAAACAAUUUUAUUAUUAUCUAAAAAUUAUUACUACCUAUAGAAUAUAAUUUUAAAAAUCUGUCCGUAGAUUGAAAAUGUUUUUAAACUUGUUUUCCUUAAUCUCAUUAUAAUAGUAUUAUGCAACUAUUCCAAAAAAAAAAAAAUUAAUAUAUUUAAAUAAUGUUUUUUAUUUUAUUUAUAUUUUUUAUAUUUGAUAUAUUUUAUUGAGUACCUUGUAAUCUGAAACAACUUUAGUUUUGUUUUGUUCUUUUUAUAAUAAGUUUUUUGGAGUUUAAGUUUUCUGUAACCGUUUUGCGGCUGCAGUAUUAACGAUUUUAGUUAUCGUAUAAAAUUGAAAACAUACUUACCUACCUACCAACCAACCACUUUUUGUUUAUACACAAAGAACGUAAGUUCCUACCUCUGUCGUGCGUUUUAUUUAUGUAUACGUACAUAUUUGUUCGGGACUUAAAAAAUAUCUACUAGUGUUACUACUUCCCCUUCUCUAUUUGUUAUGUAAAAAAAAUUCUCUAGUGAAAUUGACCAGUUUUUUUUUUUUUUUAAUGUUACGAACAACAAAUUUAAUUAUUACGGUUUUAAAAGCGUCGUCGUGAAAAUAUUAUAAUAAAAUAACAUAAGUAGCUUGUAAAUAUUUGUAUUCUUUUAUAUUGUAUUUUUGUCGAAUUUUCCCCGAAAAGAUUAUUGCACUGUAGAUAUUUACACUGUAUUAUGUCUGUUAAUGUACUCAGUGUACAAAUCUAAAGAGCAUUUAAGCCCCCCUGAAUUCAAUAAUUUUGGCAUUUGAGAAUAUGUUGAACAUGCAUGACGGUGUCGAGAAAAAAGGAUGUGCCUUUUGAGAGUUUCAGCUUUCAACCAUUUUUAUGCUCAAAUUACACGUUUACACAAGAAAUACUGGGUUUUAAAUGUUUCCAUAGACCUAAAUUAAAGGAAUUUAUUUUAGGUAAAUUAUAUUGAAAAAAAGAGUUGUUAUUGAGGACAGAUGUGCCACUGUUGUAGGUGCGAAGCAGUGGCGCAAUUAUCGGUAGUGUUGGGUGUGCAAUUUUUUGGGGAGCCCCGAGAUCUUAUGUACGAUAUUCCUACUAUUCUUCCUAUAGACUUAUCUUAUUUUUUUUUUUUCAUUUUAAUAACAAAAUUUCAGAAAAUAGUGAUAAACAUGAUUCAGGUUAUUAGUAUCAAAUCGCUACAGAAUGGAAACAUUACAUUUGACAUUACAUACCGUUGCAUAUCCUUAUGAACCGCUAGAUUUUAUUCUCUGUUAUCCAUCGUCUUAAUGUGCCCCCCUCUCCCCUACACAUUAUAUUAUUUGUUUUAAUAACAAUAAAUAAUAAUGUCUUUACUCUUUUGAGUUUAGAUAAUUUGAAUUACGAUUUACGAGUACCUAUGUGAGGAACCUGUGUACCGUAUAGCCAUAUACGUUAUAGAUACCGGACAUCAAAAUGCGAGUUGGUAUAGAGUAUAUAGACUAUAAUUGAAACUUCUUAUAUUAUCAUACAUAAUUAUGUUAGUGUGUAUAAGUGUAAGUAAUUUAUACAACUAAUAAUUAUUAACUAUGACAUGUAAAAAAAUAAAAUUUUGUAGGGUUAUAAUAAUAAGGUAUGAGUAUAAAAAGCAUUAUUUUCGUAAAUUUAUCUAUUCGGUCUACGUUUUUUUUUUUCGGUUUUGCUCAAUUAUCAAAAAAACUACUGUGAAAAUCAAAAAACGACUCUUUUACUCACCAAUCUACAUAAAAAAAGUAUAUUUUCGUUUUUCCAUUGGAACAAUAUUUCUGGUAAAAAACUUAAGUUGCAAAAAUUAAAAACAAUAAAUCGGUAACGAACGUCGCGGCGAGCCGUGAAUAUUCGUCAUUUUGUCUAUAAUUUUCUUCUCAGUUUUUCCUAAUUGAAAACUUACAAGGAAAUCUAAAAAUGAUAUAAUAUUUAAUGCACCAAUUAGAUAAAAUUUUCUUUCAGAAAAAAUGCUACAUUUAAUAUAUCAGAGCAAGAUUUCUGGUUGAAAAGUUGUUUACCUGCACAAAAAAAAAAAAAAAUUUAAAAAACACAUCAUAUAGUAAAACCAAUAGAUCCCUCGCUACGCUUCGAAUCUAAAAAAAAAAAAAAUGAAACUAUUUAACGGUGACAAUAAGUCGUCUAUGGGAAAAUUCGACUCAUACUAUAUACUCUAACCUGAUUUACAACAUUUUCAAAACACUAUGUAUCGGCGUCGAAUAACUAUUACAUUUUCAUUGCGUUUCAAUAAAACCAUAACAAUACACUGAUAUAUGAAAAGUAUAUACGGGUACGAAAAAUAAAAUAAAAUAUUAUCAUUUUUGUGUUUAGAAGACAACAAUGAUAUGAUAUAUCAUGCUCAAUUGGAAAAGAAAUUAGAAAUAUUAAUUUGGUCCAGUACGUUGUUAAUAGAGCAGAUAUAUGUAAAAUAUGUCCUAGAACCUUGGUGCUGAUAUACACUAAAAAUACCAAAAUAUACUCUAAAAUAGUAAAAAAUCAUAAAAAAAGCUGCAAAAUAAAAUUGCGUAAAUAUAUUCGAUAGUUUACGAAACAAAUUUUAGUAUAAAUUAGCUCAUUUUUUUGACCAAUAAAUAAAAAUAUGUAAAAUCAUAUGAAGAUCCGUCCUAAUAACUUAUUAAUAUUACAGGAGUAUGUUGCGGGAUCAUCGUUAUAUUUUUGUACGUUAUUCUUUUUGUUUUACAAAAAAUUCAUAAUUUUUCUGACCUAAUAUUUGUGACAUUUGUUUUACCCAUACCCGUAUAAAAGUUUGAAAAAAAAAAUAGUUUAAUUAAGUAAAUAAGUUAUAUAUGGAUUUGCCGAAACAUUAACCGCGCUCAUUAAGAUCAAAUAAACGCAGCUAAAUUUAGGCGUAUCGAUAAUUUCCACGCGAUGAAAAAAAACAAUAAAUGGCUAAUUUUCAAAAUUUACAUAAUAUACUAUACACUAAUUAUUAUUAUUAGGCGUAUAGGUAAGUGGUGUACAUUUUACCAAUUUUUUUUUUCCGCAGUUUCUAAAGCGGCCGCGGGUGACCCCCUAAUAGUUUUCAAUGUUUUCUGCAUCGGCACGAGUGUAGAAACUUGCACACUUUUGUGUAGAAGUACAACAAAAAUAAAUAAUAAUAAUAAUAGAAAAUAGAAUUGGCUGGCGAAAACCGUUUGAAAAUAUCGAGUAGUAUAAUAUAAUUUUACCGGAUCGAAACAAUAAUUUCAUUCGAGUAUAUAACGUUAAACGAGUCUAACGUUCUUCGUUCAUAAACAUUAUUUCGGCUACAUUUAAACUUCUACAAAAAUAACCUUUUUAUCUGAAUUUAGACAUUAGUGUAACUCCUACAUUGUUAUUUAGUAAUUGUUCAAAAUAGAUGAUGCAUUUCCAACACAAACCUUUACAUUAUUAAGUUUGGAAUAGGUAAUCUUUACUGAAUAUUACAACACAUCUUACAUACUACUAGUAGAUACUUUUAGUAUUUAUGUUAGUUUUUGUUUUGUUUCCUGACAUAUAUAAACAAACAUACAGCUUAUUAUUUUCAAAAAUAAACGAAAUGUGUUCGCAAAAUAAUUUAUUAUUCUCACCAUUUACAAUAAUAUCUAACUUCGAAGUUUCCAUUCAUAAUUCAAUUAGAAAUAUUUGGUCAACAGCGGAAAUUAAAGUGGUUGUAAUUUUAAUUUGUGCCAAAUUAGUCCAGAAAAACCCAACAAUGAGACCUAACGAAUUGCUACAACAAUAAUGAAUCUGAAAUUGGAAAGUUCUUAGUACAUACUUUUGGUUUACCAUUUUUAAAUGCCGAUGAUUUAGAGAAUUUUGAUUUAUUAGAAAAUAAACCAUCCGACGAUUAAAUUUAACAGUGUUGCGACUAUUAACCUGACUGAAAAUUACAUGUUUUCGAUUCAGUUUUUCUUCCAAAAUUUUGGUCUAAUAAUGAAAUAACAAUUGUUUCAUUCUACAUUUAACCGUAAUUUUUAUCAUCGCCAUCCUAAUUCACAUUUAUUUGUAAACGUUUUACUAAAUAUACAGACAGUAACCUACGUACAAAAUAGAAGCAGUGACGGUACACGGCUUAAGCGGAUAAAAAUAAUUACAAAAUAUGAGUACAUAAAUGAGCAAAAAAUAAAAUACGAACAAGGAAAAUUUCACGGUAUGGCUUUAUUAAAAGGGAGUGUUAUAGAAAAAAACGUAAAUAAAUUAGUAAUCAUUACUGAUUUUAAUCAUUUAUAAAACGAAUGUACAAUAAUAUUUUGAAUUUUGUAAUUUAUGCAUUUUUACAACUACCUCUAGUGUAGAAGUUAACACUGUCAAUGUUGGAAAUGAACUACUUUUAUAGGAGUUUACCAUCCUAUAAUAUUUUAGUAACGUUAAACAAUAUAUAUUAUGCUUUUAAUUUACAUUCUGAACACUGAUCUGCGACACUGUACACUGUGUAUGCACUUGCAAGAGUAUAAAGUCGACGUUCUAUCAUCAGUGACGACACAAUUUGUCGGGCACAAUAAAAAGGUUAUUUUUCAUUAUCAAUUCACUGUAAUCAACGCAUUAUUAUUUAUUACCAUAAUACACCUUAUAUUAUAAUAUUAUGUCAUAUUAUGCACCAAUAUCGAGAGGAAAUAUUAUCUGUUAAAACUAUCGCAUAGUUGUUUAUACAUCUCUCGUUAAAACAUACGAGUGUUAUACGAUACAUGUAUGUAAAUCAUCUCGAUACUAUACGAUUAUAAUAUAGAAUAGUCCGCGGAUCAAGUAUUAACGUUUUCGAAUGUUUUAAUAUAGCAACAGUUUUUUUUUUUUUUUACAAAUCGUUAAUAUUUUUACAAUUAACAAGUCUUAACAAUUCUUAACAAAUCGAUUAGUUUUAAUUUGUAUAUUAAGGGAAGUAUAUGCGCGUGAUCUGUUUUUUAAUUUUGCUUUAAAUAUAUACUCUACAAUAAAAACCAAAAUUAUCUGGUGUAGAACAUGUUUUUCUUUUGUCGCAACGAGGAAAACUUUCUACAAACUUAACCUUUUUAUUAUAUAAUCGAAAACCACCAACAGAUAUCCGUUUUGGAAAAUUUUAAAAAUUGGUAGUUUUCAAACUCUAAUUUAUAGCGUUUAUAGAAGUAUGAUGUUUAAAAUUCCAAGUCCAAUGCACACUUUGUAAGAAGUUUUCCUACUUCAACCAAAAAGAAAAGACAAUCGAAAUAGGCAAUUUUUUUUUUAUAUAAAGCGUGUUUUUGAGCCAAAAACAGGUCGUUCGCAGGUCCCAUAAUACUGAAAGGUAAAUUAAUUUGCAUUGCAUAUAAGAACACUAAUCUAUUAGGUUUAUUGAAAUUAAUGAACACCAUAAUGUAUAGCGUACCCGAUAAUAACAAAUUAAACGAUUGAAGAAACUUUGACCUAACCCAGAAGGCCGUACAACGUGUUCAGACAAAUAUAACUAACGAAAUGAUAUGAUAUGGAGUUUUUAGAUUUUGAGAUUAACGAAAAAUGUACUUGUAUUAGUUUUGCUAAACGAUGUUUAUUUUUUUUUCAAACAUUUUAUUUAUCUUCAAUCAGCAUCUAGUUAUGUAAUAACGUCAACUUAUUUGUUAAUAUAUAUAUAUAUAUAUAUAUAUAUAUAAUAAAAAAAGAACGAGAAAUUUUUGUCUGUAGACAAUUUUUAGUCAAGAAAUCUUACUUCAAUCGUAAAUUCCAAUUGUGAUUUGUGGCAGAACAUUUUGUUGAGUUAGUGUUUUUUAGAUUUUUCUUAUGUUUUUCGGGAUAUAACCAGAAAAAAAUGAAUAUUUACGCAAUAAUGCUGUUUCUGUUGAUUACGAUUUUGUUUUCAUCCAGUAAGAAACGUGAUAAUUUCACUUAAUAUUUGUAAAUCAGAUGUUAACGUGGUAAAAUUUUCGAAAUACUAUUCUGACGUUUAUUUAUAGUUGAAAAUGUAAAGUUUUUUUAGGGAUUCAGAACUGUGUUGCUUCGAUUAAAUGCUCAACAAUUUGAUACAAGGCUUAUUGUAAGUUGUAGGUACUAUAGGUAGUAAAAAAAUAGAGUUCAGCGUAAUUUUAUGUUAAUAUAUAUAUACAUAUUUUUAUUAAGUAUUAAAAAAAAUGAAUUAAAAAGUACCUAAAAGUACCUACUAUUCAAAUUAAUAUAUAUUAUAACUGUACAUAGCGUAUUCAAAUAAUUUGUUUAAAAAUAUUUUUCAAAAGACUGUAUUAUAAAUUAAUAACAGAAAAAAUAUUGAUAUUUGUUUUUAAACCGGUAUACCUGUUCUUGACAACUGGUGGUAUAAGCACUACGAGGAAGUGCGUACAAUGUAAGAACAGAAAGAAAUGAAAAAGUUAUAAUUCCAACCGGCGACGGAGGAGGUGGCUGUCGGGGUUGGGCUGUGGACCGCCCGGAGACCAAACCGGUCCUAGGAUGCACGAGUAUCGUAAUAACCCCGGGAGGGGGGAAAUAAAAAAAUAUCGUCUCGAUAAGUAUCCGACUAUCUCCGAGUAGACACCUAUAUAAUAGGUUCGAAAUAUCGUCGUUGAUCCCUGGACGAGCCCCUCGAAAAACGAGGAGACCCCGCCGAGAGGCUAAAAGAUAGCAUAUUAUAAUCGGACGGUUUGAAAAAUAAUUAAUGUCGUAAACCCAUCGCCGAAUCCGAUUUCUAAAUGUGCGCAACACGUGUUCGUGAAAUUAUUUUUAUUUUUUUUUUUUAGAUCGUCGUUGUCUGCGUAAAAACCACGUGAUAUUCUGCCAUCAGACAAUACUUGUAUUUAACACAGUAGCGUAUAAUAAUAUUUUAUUAUAAUCUAUGGGAGCGGGGAAGGAGACAGAGGAAAUACGGCACCUUUCGUUCGUAUAGGUUUUAAUAUGUUUUUUUUUUUUUUUUUUUUAAUUCCAAACGGAGCAAAUAAUAAUUAUUUAUCGCAGGUUUUAUAAUACUUAUAAUGAUUUCACGUGCGUGCGUUUUUUUCACCAUCGUUUUUUCGGCUAGUAAAACCAAAGACGAACUUCUUAACGAACAAGAUUAGGACUAGUUAAACAAACGUAAAAGCCGUCAUUCAAAUUUAACAAAACAUAAAUUGACAUACUAAAAAAAAUUAAAAUUAAAAUUAGUUUUUUAAAAAAUAUCAACUGUUCGAAACUUUAAGUAUAUUAGAUAGUUUUAUAAUUUUUUUCUACCUUUUUUAUAAUUUUAUUGUCAAUAUUAUUUAAUGAGAUACAGUAGUGUAACAUUCUAGUACAGUUUAAAAACUGUGGUGCAGAUAGAAUGGACAACUGGGAUAAUGGACAACAUAAAGUUGUCGUAGUUUUUUUGAAUGGAAAUUUAAUUACAAUUUGUGUAAUAUCAUCUUAUGCAAUAGAAUGCCCACCUUUGGUAAAAACUGUACCGAACCGUCUACACCUUUUGCGGCAGUAUUCUGUAUCACACCUAUUUGAAACAUUUUUCCAAAUAUUCAAUUUAGAAAAAAAAAAAUGAAAACUCGACAAUUUCGAACAGGUGGGAAACUGCAAUCCAACAUCACAUCCCGGAGUGGGAUUUAUAAUUUUUGGAUGUUAUUGAUUUCUAGGAAUUCCUUUGGUUGAUGGGGGAGUAUUGCACUACUAUAAUACGUACAAGAUAAUAAAUUGUGGAUUCGAUAGAUAUAUUUUUAGUGGGCAUUACCUUUUUCCACCAAAAAAGAUAUUGACCAAUAUCCACUCAGAGUCCGUGGACGCAUGAAAAAAUGUAUUAAAUUUGAUGUAGUUUAUAAUAUUUGCACAAUUAUUAAACAUUUACAACGUGAGUCAAAAAAUUAAAAACAACUGUUAUACAACUGAAAUACCUAUUUCAAAUGCUUACAUUGCAGGAACUAAAAGGAAAUAACGCAAAUAAAAUUAACAUUAACAAAAACAAAUCCUAUCGAGUCUAUAAAAAUCGUAAUCCGUCCGUUCAUCUGUAACGUUUUGUUGGUUUACCAUAGCAACCAAAGAUAAAAACACUAUAACCCGUCAUGUAUGACGAGCAUACAACUAGAUGGUAUACGAUAUAUUAUAUUGUAUACGAUUAACAUAAUUUUUUUGCGUUAGUGAAAGCACUCAGUAUUAAUAAAUAAUUUUUAUCACUGAAUUACAGAAUCAAUGAAUGUACCUAUAACCGAUGUUAUUUUAUAUGAUGUCUCCUUAGAUCAUAUUUUACUAUAUGAAUAUAGCUGCGUGUGUUAUACUUCGUAUACUCAACUGUGACCAAUACAACCCCUCCACUUACUGUCAUAAUUUCAGAUGCGUGCCAGGCUGUAAAAUACGCUAUUCGAGAGCCACAACCGAUAAAGUUAUCCUAAUUGAAAUUAUCAGGUUUGUAAACGAAAAUUUUGAUUUGACUUAUUACUUUACCCAAACUCAUUGAGAAGUCCAACCCGAAAUUAUGACAGUAAAUGAUAAGGUAUUUUGGACAAAACGAGCGGCUGAUGUAGCCAAUGGUUGUGCGAAAUUAUUAUUUUCCACAUGAAGCGACCUUUUUUUAACGACCGAUAACCACCUAAUAAUUUUGUUUUCUAAACAUGUAUUUUACAAAAAUUAAAUAAUUCAAUUUUUUUUUUUUAAACUAUUUAUUAAAUACUAUAAGUAUUAAAUACAUUACCAGUAUACUGAAAAAACAAAUUGGUUUAGUUACUUCCUUUAAGUAGAGCUUAAGUUGAAGGUAGCUAGUUAUUUUUUAAGCAGUUAUACAGUAUAUGAAAAUUACAAUGAUAUAAAUUAUAUAACAUUUAUAAUUUAGUUAUAAAAUAGUUAAUAAAGAUUUAUUUAAAUUAAUAUUAGUUUUUAAUCUAACACGUCUCUUAAAAUUAUUAUCUAGAUUAUUGAAAUAAGUAGAUGAUCGUAAAUAGUCCACAAAUUUCUGACCAAUACCUUUUUUUGAAUAAUUGACAUUUAGAUUGUAUCGUAUAGAUUCACAUUUACUUAAAAUCGGAUUAAAUUUAGAGUGAUUUUUUUAAAGUAAAUGAUAUAGAAUAUUUUGUAUGUAGUAAUUUUAAAGGAAGUACACCCAGUUAUUAUAGUUAUCAUUAGUAGACCCGAUUCGAACUGUUAAGGCAGAUACGAACAGCUAUAUUCUAUAAUGAAAUUAGUUGUUUUAGAGUUUUUUCGAAGAUACCAACUUAUAUAGUUAGGCCAUAUUGUAGGAUAGAUCGACCAAGUGCCAAAUAAACAAUUUUCAUAGUAUCUGGGGAGAGGAUUUUAUUCAAACACUAUAGCUUAUAGAUAAUAGUACGUAGGUGAAUAUUGAUAUUUUGAUUAGAAAAGUUCCUAUUCAAAUUACAGUGUAACAUUAAUCCUAAGUAACUUUUGUUACUAUCAAUAUUUUAAAAUAAUUAGAAUUAUUAGCUUUAUGAUUAUCAUUACAUAUUAUUAGUUGCUGAUUUAAUAACUGAGUACACUUAUAAAUGGAGAACGCAAUAAAAACAGAUUUUUCAUAAUUAAUAGUAAUCUUUUUUAAAUUAAGAUUUUGAAAGAAUCUAUUUAAUUCAGAUUAUGUUUUAUUAUACACCUGAUCCCAUGGAAUAUUAGUAAACAGUAAGCAGGUAUCAUUGGCAUAGGUAGCAAUAGAGCCAUUAAUAUUCAUGUUACAUAAAUUGUUAAUAUACAUAAUGAAUAGGACGCUGCCUUGUGGUAUACUACAGAUUCAUUACUCAUAUAGUCAUUUAAUGAAACAUAUUGAGUCCUAUUUUUAAGAUAGCUUGAAAACAAUUUAAGACUUUUGUUGGCGAUUCCAAAACCUGGCAAAGAAAUUAAAAUUUGUGUGUGGUCAACAGUGUCGAAGGCUUUAGCUUAAUCCAAAAAAACUAUAAUAGCCUUUUGACUGUCAUCAAAUGCACUAUAGAUACAUUUUGAUACUUUAUAGAGUGCAUCAACGGUUUCUAGACGUUUCCUAAAACCUAACUGGUUUUUUGAUAAUAUAUUAUUUUCCUCUAACAAUUUGAUUAAUUUGCAUUUUAUUAUUUUCUCUAAUACUUUAGCAAAAUUACAGAUUAUUGAACUAGGCCUAUAGUUUCCCAAAUAUUGUUUAUCACCUCUUUUGAAAAUGGAUUUAACAAUUGAUACUUUAUACUGAGUUGGAAAAAUACCUUCUUUUAAACUGUUAUUAUAAAUAGAAAUUAAUGGGUCAAUAAUAAGAGGUAAAAUGAUUUUAAUAAGCUUUACAGAUAUUUUGUCAAAUUCUGCUGCAGUGUCUUCUUUUUGAGAGGUAAACAAGUGAUAAACCUCUUCUUUGUCCACAUCUUUGGUAAAAAAAUAAUCAAAUUGAUUAUCAAUAGAUUCUGGUACUUCCAAAGUUUCUGUAUUAAAUUUUUUACUCAAAUUGUGCCCAACCUCAGAGAAAGACUCAUUAAAAUCAUAACAUGCUUUGAUUGGUUCAGUUUUACAAUCUAUCAGUUCUUCGUUUAUUUUUAAUAAUUUAAUAUUUUAUUUAUUUGUCAAAUUUUUACCGGUAUUUUCAUUUAGUAAUUUAAAAGAAUAUAUCUUUUAGCCAUAAUAUUUUUUUAUCGAUAAGAUUGGGUCUUAAGGGGGUAGCCACCCUAAUUUUUAAAUAAAAUGACUGCAUCAUAGAAUAUCCAUUCACACCGCCGCUGAACGUAGCUACAUUCGUACAGGUAAUAUACCUAUUACCUAAGGAUUUAUCGGACAUUAUAUGGCCGAAAGGAUUACGCUUUUUCUAUAUAGUGCAGCUAUACCAGCUGUACCAAUCGUUUUGGUGGAAGAGGGAGAGGUUAAUUUUUGUGAGAAAAGAACAAGGGUCAUGUUUGGUGGAAAAGGAAAAGGUGGUUAAUUUCGGUGGAAACUGGUCCUGCCUAGGUUUUAAAUGUUUUCGUGGACGCGUUUUCGUAUACAUUUUACGGUGACGCAUUUUUUUCACGAAAUUCUGACCCGUAUCUACGACAAACCGAUACGCAAUCCGGUAGUUCACAUGCACAUAACUGUCGUAUUUAUAUAGCAGACACACUGCAUGAACAUUAGUAUUGAAAGACGCCACCAUGAGACUCAGAGAUUCGAUAAUAUAAGAUUUCAUUGUUGUUCGCGAGAUGGUCCGUGAACUCGUCGCGUUUAUCGAUGAUGAGUACCUCUGGUAGGUAAAUAAAAAAAUAAUUAGCCGUGAUUUUUUUUCUAAUCCUUUUAUCACCAUCAUAAUAUAUUAUAUUGUUCGAAUUUGUUGAAGUGCGCACGUAACAUAAUCUUAGCAUUAUAAUAUUAUUUUAGCGAUUAAAUGAUUAUAUUGAAAAUAAUAUAAAAUCAUUGAGUUUGUAGGUAACUAUUAUUUAUUUAACAAUUUCAGUGCAAUUAUAUGCCUAAUUGAUAAGAAAUAUUUAAGUAACGAUAAAAAAAUUUGUUCAAAAUUAUAAAAUCCCUUCACACGACUCUCUGGAUCGACAUAACAGGAUAAUAUCAAUAUAAAAUUAUAACAAACUUUAAACAUCAAAACAGACAUACUUCGCACGAAUGGUGAGUCACUGUUAUAGGUGAGAUAUUUAAAAGGUAGAAGGGAAAUUGAAUGCAUAGUAGGCAACGAUUAAUCAUUGCUAAAAAAAACUAAUUUUGAGCGGAGUUCGGUUAUACAAAAAAAAGACUGUAAUAUUUACGAUUUGAAAAUAAUAAAUUUCGUAUAUUUUCCCGUUUUUCCGGUUUUUUUCCUUUAUCGGGUAUUUGCGUUUAAAAAGUCAAAGCCAUUAAAGGGGGUAUAGGGACUUUUAUACCUUACCUACCAUUUUCGCAUCACGCGUCGAAGCCUUCAGGACGUUUUUAAGCGCUUUUUUUUUUUUGUAUAUUUUCGAUCGCAUAAAGUCCCGUAAGAUCGGUACUAAUUCCUGUUUAUCAUCGAGUGUAUCGUUCUCGUAUAACAAUAAUAAUAAUAAUAAUAAUACAGAAUAGAAUGCCAAUAACCAACAGCGACGACGACGACGCACCUCCGUCCUUACUGUAAAACAACUGGGAACGCGCAGAGACGGCCCCGAGCGCGGUGUGCGUACCGCUUGGCAAGUACCGCACGGUGUUUUAACGAUUGUGCGCCGCCGGUGCCGGUAUUUGGUUUUCCGCGCACGGCGUUUCGGUGCCACCGGACGACGUGCGUUGGCCGAUAGACUACGGCGGACCCAUUGCGGUUGUGUAACGUAACGAUUCCCUUGUAAACAGAACGCCGGGAAGCGGACUUUUUUUUUUCUCUUUCAUGUUUUUUUUUUUCACGCCCGUUCCAAUUUGUCCACCCGAAAUCUCGGUCCGAUUUUCAAGUGUGUAGUAAAGGUGCCUGUAGCAACCUAUUCCAGUUUGGUCGGUAUAUAGAACGUUUUUUGCUGAUAUUUCGCGUGUUUUUCUCGAUAACCGCGGGCGAAACUAUUGUAUAGGGAAAAUUACGGAAAUUACGCGCGAUUCCGUUACGAUCGAUUCUGAGCACAACGAGACGAAUGUAUUGGUUUCACUAUAUGAGAUGUACGAUUGAUUUUUUUUUCUGUGUGUAAGUAAACAACUUUUCUAUCAGAAAUCAUGUUCUGAUUUUCGAGUGUAGUACUUUUUCUGAAAGGAAAUUUGACUGGGGUAAUAAGAAGGUAAUUUUUGAUUUUCCCAGGGGUUUUUAAACCCUGAAAAAACGGGAAAAUUUACGAAAUGUAUUAUUUUUAAAUCGUAAAUAUUAUGGCUUUUCAAAACAUGUACAACGGAACUCCGUUCAGAAUCGUUUUUCGUUAGCAACGGUUUAUCAUAGCGUACAGAUAUAAAUCAAAUUCCCCCCUAUGACUCACCUUCCCAACUGCUAACCUACAACAGUGGCCCACCCAUCGUGCGAAAUAUAUUUCCGUCUUUUUUUUUACGACGAUUAUAGUAUAAAUUAAUACGUUAUCAUUGUUUCACAUGUACGAGCUCUUCCGUGUUUUAUCGAAUUUAUCUAUGGAGUGCGAUAUAUUUUUUUCUUUGCAAUUACGACGAAUAUUUAAAUAUUUAAUGUAUAACAAUAAUAUUGUUACAUCCACAGACCAUAAAUCAACAUAUUGAUAAUAUUAUAUUAAAGAUAGGCUGUCGAUUGUUAUCGACGUUAUCGGGCGUGAGGAUUUAUGUAGGAACGGUUUCUAUAACAAUGUAUUAACCAUAGAACUAUAUCUUGGAAGUGACAGGUACCUACUGAUGCAGUUGAACUUGGGUACGUAGUUAUAAUAUGAGUUGGGCACGUAUAACUGUACAGUAAUUGGUAAUAAAAUAUCGUAUUUCAUGCUUAACUAUAUAUUAUUUUUUCACCAAGCAGUUAAAUAUAUGAUUUAUGAUAGUAUUGUUUUAUUUUUAUUUUUUUAUUUUUUACAAUUUUUUAGUCAGCAUCAGCAUUAAACAAUAUUUUGUACAUGAUCAUAAUCUAAUCAUCAGUAUUUAAUAUUGUUUAAACCGCCUAAUUUUUUUAGACCACAAUAUCAUAAUAUUUAUUUCUAAAUUUACAAUAAUAAUUGAUGAAUAUUAUAAUUAUAAUACUGUAAAAAACUUUGGAUUUUAUAUCAUUUUAGAUAUUAUUCUCAGUAGUGGUUAUAGCUACUUAUAAGAUGUGUUUUAUUAAAAUGUGCUAUUGGCUCGGAAAACACUUUUCUGGUCACUAAAAAUACUCCGAUUUUGUCAUUCCAUACUUCAACAUUUACACAUUAUUUGCCCAGAACCAGAAGUACUUUAUUUGAAACUAUUUUUCUAAAUGUCCAAUAGUUAUGAAUAAUCAUAUAAAUGUUUAAAAAAUAAACGAAUAACGGAAUAAUGAACAUUGAAUUUUAUUUCUGUCGAUUUUUGAAUUAUCUUGGCUACAAUCGAUAAAACCACGACUUAUUCUAUAACCUUGCCAGUUUAUGAAGUUAAAAUCAUAAUAAGAUAGGUUUUUUGAUUAUAACAGUUGAUAGAUGCUUUUCUUUUAAUAUCUUACUUCUCUAAAUGAACCUAAAUUUUUGAAUCGUCCUUAAAAUUGUAUACCUAUUUAUUUUUAGACCGUGUCUAUGGAAAUUAUAUACAAUUAAUAAAGUACACGAGAAUACGUGUCAAAUAAUAUUUACUGCUAAUAUGAUACAUUCAGUUAAAUGUUAAUUAUCAUCUAAAUAAUAACUUUAAUAGAACCAUAUGUAGUAAUGUCACAACAAAAUAAGGAUUAGGAUAUAUGAAGUUAACAUAUAUAAUAUACGGUUUAGAACAUCCAUAAUAAGUUAAAUAUAAUAAUUGUUGAAGAAUAAAUGCCAAAGGAUACUUAUACAUAAAAUGACUGAAAUAAACUGAGACUAAACACGUAGUAUAAUAAACGUAAAAAAAAAAAUUAAAACUUAAAAAUGUUUCAUGGACAAUAUAAUUUUUAAAGAUAAUUGCUAACAUUUUAACUUCCGACGUCAAACGAGCAUAAAUAAAAUAUGAAAUGUUUCCGUAAGUAUGUAACAGUACGAUUUAUUGAAUGAACUGAUAAGAGUUUUGAAAGCAGAUUUGUAUUUGUCGGAGUGUGUAUAAUUUAAGAUCAACGUUUUACGUUUUUAAUUUUAUCUUCUUUAAAAAAGUAAUCAUUUUUGUAAUUUCUCGUUUUUUUUAUAUAGAAUUAUUGUAAAAUAUUUAGAUAUUUAGAGUUUAUUUUUUUAUGAAUCCAAAAAUUAAAUCAUAUUAAAAAUUGGUAGAGGAAUUUUGAGGAGAACAAUCAUAUUUUCAAUUUGCAAUACAUUAAUAACAAUUGUGACGAAUUUCACGGACUGUUGCGCCGGGUUUCAGUUUUGACACGAUCCUUCGAGGUAAACUGUGAGUUGAGAGAUUAUCAAAAUAUAAAAUAUUAUAAAUAAAACGUUUGAAGUGAGUUUAUUUACAAGGGUUUAAAAGGGUUUUCGCUAAAUCUACUCGCCAAAUACCGAUAUUACAGUACCUAUUCAAAACGAAAAUCGACCUUAAUCUCACUAUAAUAAUUAUCUAUACCUAUAUCUAAUCUUUGCGAGAAAUCGCGAUUUUGUCCGCUUUACAUUCAAUACGAUUUUGAAUAGUAUAACAAACGACGUACGGUCUUUCGUUCUUAGAUGUCACACGACAAUAGGUAUGGAAAAUGAUUAUGCUAAUCGUCGUCGUUACCUUUGACAUAAUAUAGACUGUGUAGACAUUGAUUAUCUGCGGGGAAAAAACAUGUAUUACCAAUAAUAUACACGACAGUCGUGCGGUGCAAAUGGCAAAGCGAAUCGUCUGAUGCGUUUUUCGCGAAAAUAUUAUAUAUAUAUGUAUCCGCCGAAUUUGAAAAUGAAACAAAUUUCUAUAACCGCGACUCAAACGUAUCUCGUUUCUUUAAACGCGUGAUGCGACCGUAGUGAACGCGAUAAUAUAUCAUAUUAUUAUUCAUGUUAUUCAUGCCGUAUUGUGUUAAACACAAACGUAUAGGUGCAUGAGGUAAUAUUAUCAUUGUGAUCACCAUCCACUGAUUGACAACGGAUGUCGAAUUUAAAUCGCCGAUGUUAAUUAUAAUUAUAGAAGAUUUAGUUACGAAUAUCUAUAACGAUUUUGCAUAGAUAUUUUGCGAUUUUAAUCGGCUGUACAAAUCGAUUUUCAAUGUCACGUCGAGCCGACAUAAUAUUAUUAUAUUUUGUUUGCGUCGACGUUAACGAUGCUCAUUAAUUUACAAAAUUUUAAAAAAUGUCGCAAUGUUGUUGCUGUUUUUUUUUUUUUUAUUAAUUUACAUAAAUUAAAUCAAUGAUCGUCCUUUCGUGUUGUUCUGCAAUGUAAUAAUUAUAAUGUGUUUAUACUUUCGAAUAAAACCAUAACGCUAAAAUAUAAUGACCAUGACUUGGUAUACUCUCGGGGAGUUCUAAUUUUGCGGGUGUAUUUUUUUCCGUUGUCAAUAUUUGUAAUAUAUUAAAACGAUAAUUGUGCGUAUCCUUGGAAAUUACUUAUAAAAAAAACUUGUUUGAUGUAUAAUUUUAAAUCAAAAGGCCAGACGUCUAUGUCGCACAGUGACCCGUGGGUAGGCCACCGAUUUAGAUGUUCGGUAAGAAGGAGAAAUAAUUAUAGGAUAUUGUUCAAACGAAUAACGAUUCGAUUGGAACUCAAUCAAAUUGUUUACAUUUGUUUAUUAUUAUUAACAUCUUAUUUUUUUUUUUUUUUACCAAGGAAAACCGGAAGUCAAUUAAAAAAUAAUAAUAAUAUUAUAUUAUACACCUUUUGUUUUGCUGAUUUAAAUAUUUAUUUUAGAAAAAAUUACGCAUGGGAAUCAAGUAAAAUUGUUCAAAUGAUGUAUCGUCAGGCUGUUUUUGAAGCAUUUUUACUGAUCGAAAAAUUAUCGGUAUCUAUUAGUAAAACUAAUUCUUCAAAAUGAAUGGACUAUUAGUCGAAAAACUACGAAAGAUAUCUUUUAGUUCUAACAUAUUAUAUACAUCGUUAAUAAUCUGUACUCCACUUAAAUGUUUCAAUUCGACAAUUGUUUACUUAUUUAAUUAUCUAUUUAUGUGUAUUUACUUAUUUCUUCAGUUAUUUAUGCUUAUUUACGUUGAUCCGCAUUGUUAUCACUAUUGUAUUGAUUAAUUAUGCUUUUUCAUAAAUAUAUAUAUAUAUAUAUAUACAUGAUUUAGGCAGCCCGCUGAAUAAAUCUGAGUGGAGCAAGAAAUGUAUUGGUUUUAUCAUAAUGUUUAUUUUUUCUAUAGACAACUUAUCUAUCAGGAAUUUUUCCAAAAAAAAAUGGGGAAAAUUGAGAAAAAACAUAGGAAAACGGGAAAAUAGGUACAAUAUUAAACAAAUAUUAUUAAAGAAAAUAUAUAUAAUUAUUUUACCAUAAUAUAACUUACCUAUAUAUUAUUGACAAAGCAACUCUAUCAAUCGAACCCCGCCCAAAAUCAUUUUUUCGUUAGCAAUAGUUAAUUGUUGCAUACAGAUAUACAUUAAAUUUCCCUUCUACUAUACCUUCCUAACUUUUCACCUACAACGUGGCCCAUCCAGUACGUCCGUCUUUUUUAAAAUGAAGUCACUUCUCUCUCAUAAGUUUUUCAUUCCACACAAAAUUAAAAAAAUUCAUAAUAAAAAGUCGUAAUUUCAUAUUAAACGGUCUUCCAUUUUAUUAGAUUGUUAAAGAAAAUUCGUCCACUUGAACUUUUAUACGGUGACCGUUUAAUAUAUUGCAACGAAAAAUUGACCUAGUGAGCACAUAUUUGCUUUCUAGUUUCUACUAAACAAUAUAAUAUUAUUAUAUCGGUCGGUACCUACACAACACACUGUUACAUAUAAAAUCGGGGAACAGCGCCAGAAAGGGGCAAGACGGAGCCAACAUUUUGUUUUUUGUCACGCUACUACAAACUUGCACGUAUCUAACCGCAUGAAAAAAAAAUCGAUAGUUUCAAUGUUAUUACACCUGCGGGUAAUUCGUACAACUUGUUUUAAUUUUUAAAUCGAAUUCCGCAUUCGGAAGAUUAAAAAGGAUAGUACAAAAUAUGUAUAACACCUUUUUGCAUAUACAAUAUACACUUGUAAACAAUGUUUAACUACCUUAUCUAAUUAUUUUUUCAGUCAAACAUAAAAAAAAACAAAUAUUCCAUGGUUCAUAAUAGGUACAUAAACAAUCAUAUUAUAAUAAUAUUAUUAAUAAGUGAUUAAUAGUGAUAUAGGAGUUUUAUGACGUAGAUAUUAUUUGAUACGUAGAUUCGAGUUUGUACGUUUCGCGCACGUAAUAUUAUAUCAUUCGAUUCAUCUUAUUUAUAAAAAAAAAACAAACAAAAACAAAACAAAACCGUCGUGUUUGAUAAAUAUUAACGAUAGUUUAUGUUCGUAUAAAGUGAGUGUGCAUAUCAUUAUUCAAACUCAUCUUGCACACUCAUCUUACCAACCUGCAAUUUAAUUUUGUUUCAGGAAUCGCGCCGAUCAAUCCAUUUUUGCAGACUAUAGCCCGACAACGUGGAAUCCCCGUACUGUACAUCGGUGUAAUAUUUACGAUUUUGCCGAUUCUAAAUGUAAUCGUGAGACCGAUUACCGGGUAUCUUACCGAUCGGUACCGGUGUCGAAAACGGGUACUGCUGUGCGUGUCGUUAAUAAACGCGCUUUUCACUCCGCUCAUCCACUUUACGCCCAGAUUCGACCAAAAUGGCGAAACCGAAGACAUCUUGAAGUACUGGCAGUUUUGGAUGUUUUGGGGCACCGUCACCGUGAGAAUGAUGCUCUGGAUGAUCGGGGACGUUCUCCAAGACACUAUCUGCUUUGAAAUCUUGGGUAAUUCCGGCCUAAUGUGCUAAAUCUGCAUUCUACAGUCUAAAUAGCUGUUUAUGUCCCUUUUCGGUAGUUGUAAGCCGUUUAUCUGAAAAUAUUUUGGCCGAUUAGCACGUUUUAUAGGGUUUCCAAUGUUUGAAAGGACUAUAAAAAAAUCUCUUGUAUACGGUGACCUAUUUGAAUUUGGGAGUUCCUUUGUAAAUCGAAUAAUAUCUCUAUAUAAAUAACUAAUAUACUGCGAAGUCGCGCUUACAAGUUACGUGUCGAAACAAUAUAACAAUAUAAACUAUAAUCUCUGUGAAAUGCAAAUCAGUCUAGAAAAAAAAAACCGUAAAGUCUCAUCAAAUUAGAAAUAUAAUAGGUAAGUAAAAUAGUCGAACUCGACAAAAUGAAGUACGUGCCAACCGCGAAUAAUUAACGGUUACAUACGUCAUCAAAAAAAUAAAUAAAUAAAAAAAAGGACAAGAGUAAAAAUAUUAUUAUUAAGACUCGAAAGUAGUUAGUGUUGUACUAGAGAAGUUUUUUAUUUUCUAACGUAUAAUAGUAUGAUUUAUUACAAAGUACCGAGUAAGCUAGUUUUAAAUCCGUGUCAUAAAUAAUGGCGAAAUACGAAUAAAAGGAAUAAACGAACCACAUAUAGGUAUAUAGUGACUACCAAUACAUCAAAUAUAUCUGAGUAUCGGCCAUCGCGUAUCCGGAGAAGUCGUACGCGACCUCUUGCGAGUAUAUCGCAAGAAUAUCCGACCUGCAGUGCUCACCGAAACCGAAAUUUCACCCUGCCAACGGGAACCGCCAGUGUAGUUCUUGGCCGGUACAUUUACAAUAAUACUCUAAUCUAAAAAUUGUUUUAUUUUUUAAAUUUUUAUAUGUAUAAAACGCAAAAUAAUAAUGUAUAGUUAUGAUGCAGGUGAGGACAAAAAAAACUACGGAAGAAACCGGGUCUGGGGAGCGAUCGGUUGGGGUAUUUCGACGUUUUUAGUCGGCGGAUGCGUCGAUUGGUACAGUAUGGGUAAAAAAGAAAAAGAUUACUUGCCGGCGUACUUUAUCGCGAUGGCGUCUCUACUUUGUCAUUUUACAUUGGCGUUUCAACUGAACGUAAGUAUCUGCAGUUUGCAUCGAAAAAAUUGUUGUAUUGUUAUUAAAAUAUUCGUAUUUUUUUUUCCAGAGCAACCAAACAACUUCGCCGAAAAUUAUGUUUAAAGACAUCAAGAUGAUAUUGUCUAACGUCAAAGUCUGCUCGUACCUUGUGUGGGCAAUUUUUGCUGGUAUUUUCACUGCAUACAUCUGGUUUUAUUUAUUUUUGUAAACAUACUUUUUUUCUCGAUAUUUUAUUAUUACGCAACGCGCUAUCAACUAAACUAACAAAUUGUUAUUUAAAUAUUGUUUUGUUCGUUCCUGCUGCAAUAUUAUAUAGGUACAUAGACGACUUGGCAAAAAUUUACCAUCAGGAACGUUUACCGUGGAUCAAGACCAUUCAAGGUUUUGCAGUAACAAUAGAAUGUUGCAUAAGCGAAAUUCCCAUUUAUUUUCUUUCUGGUAAGUGAAACAAACAUUACAUACCGAUACAUCGUUUGUCAAUGUGUUUACGAAAACAUAUUACAAAAAUACGUUACAUGAAUAAUACACAAGAAAAAAUAUAUGAUUAUGUAUACAUAAUGCUCGAAACAUAUUUUGUAUAAUCUGAGAUAAUAUUGUAUUAAUAUAUAGUGUGAUCAAUUCUCGAUAAUACCUAUCUCGGAAAUUUUUUUUCUUUUUUGAAUAACUAUGAAACAAGUAGUUAUAAAAUACUACUUUAUCAUUAUUUUUUUGGCAUUCUUAUGAAUGGGAUUGAAAUCACUACCCGCUAUUGAUUUGCAACACCAAAAUUUAUUUUAGCUAAAAUUUUAUCUAUUUACGAAAUUCCUAAUAUAAGUUGUAAUUUGAAAAUGGUUACUGAUUUCCCCUUAAAAAUAGGGGUAAAAAAAAUAACGACAGCUGAACAUUUUAGAGUUACUUGUUUCAUAAGUUGUGCGAAAAAUAGUAAAUACUUUCCGAGAUAUUAUCGUAGAUUGAUCAUUCUGUAAGUUUAUUAUUCCACGUUGACGAAUACAAUUAAAGCCACCACGUUAUUCUUAUUUUCAUAAAAUAUUUAAAAAUUAAAUGUGUUUUUGAAAGUCCCCGCAAAAAUUAAUUAUAGUAUUGGUUAUAAGUUUGUUACUAUUAAUUAUAUGUAUGGAAAAAACACCCGUGAUCAGCAGAGCUUUGUCGAAUUUUCUUACAGACUUAUUGUCACUAUUACAAUAUUUUAUUAUUAUUAUUUUUUUUUUAUAUGUACAUUAUAUAAUUGAUCUCAAAUAUUUAUGGUUGCCAGAGUUGAAUUGAAUUUUAAUCUGCAUAAGUAUUUAAAAUUGUCAGUAUUUCAACCUACCCUAAUCUAAUAUACAGCUUGAGCAUGUAAAUGGUUGGUGAGGGGGUUGAAAGUUGAAAUUACUUAAGGCACAUCCUUGAUAUUUGCACUAUGCAUAAACAAAAUUGUUUCCUCCUUGCUUUAUUUAGAGAAUCUGUAAGUAAAGUAUAAAAAAAACCCUCCUCCAACCAAAACAUGGUGAAAUUCAACCAAAAUGUUAUCACUGCAAUUUGCCUAUAAAAAACUUCAACUCCCGAUUUUGAGCUUAUUUUGUCCUGUAAAAACGGCUAAAAAUGUCCAAAAGUAAUAAAAAAUUUACUACACAGUGCAAUAGUCUCUUUUUUCUAAGAAUAUUCGACAAAAACACUACGCACGAUUGUAGUAGCCAUGUUCUAAUACUCUAAUAUACUUAUUGUUAGAUGUAAGAAAUGUUGUUUUAAACACGUCAUAGUAUUAUGUGUUAAAAAAAAAAAAACAAAUUGAGUGUCUCUCAUAUCCACGUGUGUAUUUAAGAUAUGCCCCUGAAUUCAACACUUUAAUAAAUUAUCGCUCCUUUAAAUUGGUUCGAUUGAAAAAUACAAACGAGAUUUAAACGCCGCCGCCCGUAUUAUACAAUGACGGUCAUAUCAUAAUAAAUUAUGAGCAUCCUCUUCAAUUGAAAAGUGUUUAACUACAAUAAAAAAAAAAUAUAAAAACCGUAUUAUAUUGGUAAAACGAUAAUGAUUUGAUUUUUUCCCCCUAUAAUAAAUUCGUUAAGAUAAUAAAGACAUAUUAUUAAAAGAAAUAUCAUUAACUAUACGACAAAAAAAAUAAAAAAAGUUUUAGUCAAAUGUAAUAUCGGGUCGAACUAAAUCAUAUACGUAACAUUGGGAUAUGGAAAUUAAUAGUAAAUUAUGAAUACAGUACUAUUGUAGUGCGUUAUUACUAUAAUGUUGCGAAGAAUUGGAUAAUGUCAAACUUUCGUUCAGUAAAUUCAAUUUCGUGAUUUUUAUUUUAAUAUUAAAACAAAUUAGAUUAUUAACAAAUUUUAAAGUAAGAACAUUAUCUAUCUUUGUACGUUGAUUUUUUUUUCAAUAUUUAAAUUUCCAAGUGAGUUACAAAGAUUUUUAAACGGUAAUAUUUCAUAUAUGCUAAUCUAUCGCUUAAAAAUUAAAAUAUCGAAAAGUAAUCAACAUAUAAAAACAGCUAAUACUCUUACCGUUAUGUUUGAUAUUAGAAAUUCACUCUAAUAUUAUAAUCAACAGCACAAUAUUGGAUUUACUGAAGGAAUAGUCUGACAUUAUCCUAUUGUCAACAUUAGGCGUAACAGUACAAUUAACAACAAACUAUACAAUAUUGUAAUAUAUUUAUUUAUAAUUCAUACGGACAAAAUCCAAUUUACAAUAUAGUAAUAAUUAUAACAGUAAUAAACUAAUAACAUUACAUUACCUAACAAUGAAUAAACUUCCCUAUCAAUACAACAAAUUGUAGGUACCUACAAUAUUGUUUUUUUUUAUUUUUUAGACAAAUAAAGUUCUAUAAUUAAAAAUGUUAUUAUUUUCGUAAUUAUUUAAAUAUUCAGUAUAUAGUGAUACAGGAAAAAUAUCGAAAUUUAAGUAAAUCUAAUUUCGUUAAUCGGUCAAAAUAAAUUGUCCGGAUUUAUUGAUUUUGAAGCCAUUACUGUCGCAUAAGUACUAUGGUGAUUACAUUUUUCGCUUCCAUUAUGUAAAAUAAUAACGAAAUAGCAGUGUUUGGAAUGUUCACCUUGUUCACUUGUAUUCUCCCCAUUUAAGUAAAUCCCGUCUCAAACUUCGACUGCACUGUUCAAAAACGCCUGCCUUGUCGUUGCCAGUCCAUAUUAUCUUAGUUCGUGAUUGUAAUCCAAUAGCAUUGAUAUUGUCAUGACUUUUUUUUUUUUGUUAUCAAAUUAACGUAAAAUUAAUAAAAUAAGUUGUUCACGUUCACGUAAAAUUGAACGCAUUCUUUCCAAACACUACGAAAUAAUCAGAUACUUAUUGCAUUGUUUUCUUGUCAAAUAAAAUAUACCUUAUUUGGUUUCUUCCAAAAAAAAAAAACAAAAAAACCAUCAACUUUUAAUAAGUCAUAAAUGCAAAGAUUUAUACAAAUUAUAAUAAUGAUCACGAAUAGGUAUUAGGUUUUAUAAAUGAUUAUAAAAAGUUGAAAAGUUAUCGCAUAUUAUUUUGUUAACGCAAAGAUCCAAACAUUUACCAAUUCAUACGAAAUUCAAAUCUCAUCACCAGAACGGCAAUUUUCGCAUAACGUUUCUCAUUUUUAAUUAGUCCGCCAUUUUUACUUCUAAUAUAUACAUUAUAGACACAUCAAAAUAUUAUUAUAUUAUAAGUAUUUUCAUGCAAAUUUCGAAAUGUAGUAUUUUAUUAAAGUCUACAAAAAAAAAAAAAAAAAUGAAAAAAUUGUCUGGGAAAAAAUAAAACGAAAAAAAAAAAUAACAAUAAAAACAAAUUACAAUUAUUUCACAAGUGGAUAAAAAUCUAGGUAAUAAACUUAGGUACUAUUAUAAUUAUUAUUUAUUAUUUUUUUUUUUUAUUCAAACCUCACUACUUAUGAUGCAGUUAUUAAUUAUUAUACGUGUACGAAAUUCUGAAGUUAUAUAAAGUAUAGUAUUUGUUUUUUAAAUCCUUUCGUUCAUAAAUCCGUUAUAAUACCCAAGAUUAAUAUAGAAUCAAACGAUUUCUAUGAAAAGUGUGUUGUUUUGAUUUAGAUUUGUUUUUUUAUAAAAUUAUCUGUUCUAAACACAACAUUACUAUCCUCGUGUUUGGAAUAUUAUUUUAAUGAUUUCAAUUAAACAUGUCUGCACGGUUUGCGUGUUUAUUGUCGAGAUAAUUAUUAUAAUUCUAUACAACAUGGUUUUUCACGAGCUUCCGGACCUUGUUGAUAAUAACAAAUAGAUUACAGUACAACCAUACCUAUACGUACAUUUCAGAUAAUAUACAUGUGAACUCAGAUUGUACGCAUAUUAUUAUAAAAUCCUACUCAUAAUCGCAUCCCUAUAUCGCGUAAAUAUUUACCAUAUUGUAAUAUAAUAUUUAUUUUUCUAUUGGUCAGUAUUUAUAUUUACAUAUUAACGGUAAUAGGAGGGGGAGGUGGCCGUCACGCAGUUGAGUUAUGGUCUCUGUCAUUUUAUAAUGGUCACGAUAUCGUAUUUUCUCGUAAAACAAAAACGAAAAUGCCUUUGAAGAACGCUUAUUUUCGUUUUACAUAUUCCCCAAGUUAUAUUCAACUCGUUAUAUCAUAUCGAUCGUACAAAAAAAAAAACAAAAAACAAAAUAAAAAACGCCAAUAAUGAGGCUGCGAAAAUAUAAUAAUUAUGUCAUCUACGAAUUUCGUCUUUAAAACCGAUUUUAAAAGUCUUUUCUUUUGUUGUUUUACGUGAACACAUGUUUGCUAUAUAGACUGCCCAUUAAUAUAGCACAGAUAGGUACAGAAAAUUGGCCUGUGACGGCUGUUUAACAGAUGUUUAAUUCAUUAAUUAAGAAAAUCGAAUAAUACAUGAUAAUGAUAAUUAAUCCAUUAUUGAUACUUAUUAUAAUAAUAUAUGCAUCAAUAAGUGUCUAUUAGCAUUAAAUAGCGACUAAAUUAGUUUUUUUUUUUUAAUUGUUUUUAUUAUUAUUAUUAUUCGAUUAUCAUAGACACAUUAAAUUUACACGCAUACGAUGUGAUAUGACGGCCUAUCGAGUAUGCAAUCGUAACAUCGCAGAGUUUAACGCAUUCUCAAAUAAAACAUCGUCCCACGGUUUAUAUAAAUGUAUGUAUUAUAUCAUUACAUUAUUACAAUAUCGCACUAAUAAUGGUGCCCGUUGCCACGCCGACGAUUCGUAAUAUUUCUGUUUAUUGUGACGAAAACGGUUCCGAGAAACACUGAUAUAAUACCAAAACUCUACAGCAGUCGUUGCAAUAACGCUACUACGAUCACACGAAGUUACAGAACGUACACGAGUAGAUUGUAUACUGUAGAACAAAACUGAAAAAAAAAAAAAAUAUAUGUAAUUUCAAAUAUUUAAAUACUAUAACUACUGAGAAUAUAAUAUACCGCGUGGAUAUACGAUAAAAUAAUUCGUAAACGCUUAUCGUAAAAAUAAUAAAGGUACUUAAAUAUUCGAAUAUGUACAUCGUUUGGUUUCCGAUAAAUUUAGGGCCCGGUUUUCAACGCGAAACGCCAACAUUUUCCGGAGAGCGACCUAAGACGUUGGUUCCCGAGUACACAAUUUAGAUUUUAAGUGCGCAUUAUAUUCACGUGUAUUAUACGAAUUCAACAGUUUACAUUUAGGUAGUUUCUCCUGUAAUGUUGUUUCAAUGAAAACGGCUUUAGUAAGUUUUGAGUACUCUUCAUCAAUACAGACAGUCAAUUAUUCUAUUUACGAUUUCGUUAACGAAAUUACCUUAUUAUCUUUAUUAACGGAUGUGGCGCGCAUGUGAACAAACAAAUCAAACAAUACAUAUUUGUUAUUGUUAUUAUGUAGGUACGACUUUUAUUUUAGAUUUUUUUCCGUUUUUUUCAUUUUUAGAGUAGUUUUUACCAUUUUCGGGCGAUUUUUUUAGAACAUGUUCUACAGUUUUUUUUUCUGUUUGGUAUUUAUAAACUCGAGUCUUAAUUGUAGUAAUACGAGGACAAAUUGUUAUUAUUUUAUCCCACAUUAUCAGCAAAAUAUUUAUAUUGAAAUUUUUAUACUGUUUGGGUUAUAUUGUACGAGUAUAUAUAGCUAAUAUUAGGUACACAUAUUAUAUAUAUAUAUUUAUAAGUAUACGGUUUUUGUUAAAGAAUGUACAGAUUUUGAUUUUCAGACAUGAAAUUUUCAUCAAAAACUAAUAUAUUAGGUAGCAUUUUAUAAAUGGGAUAAUACAGUUUUCAAAAUAUUUUAGAAUUUUUGAGUUAUUUGGUUUUUUGAUUAUGUGGAUAACAUUUUUCUUCUUUUUUUGGCUUCCCAAAAAUGCUCGAAAAAUGUAGGUUCCACACAAGUAUUAUAAUUAGCAGUAAAACAAACAAAAAUUUGAUCGUAAUAUCAUAUUGAUGUAUUGUUAUAAAUAUAUUAUUAGCGUUUUGGUUCAAAUUUGUAAUAAAAUUCAAGAAAAAUACAAAACAAUAUUGUAAUUUAUGUAUUUUAUUACACACACAAAUAGUAAUAUUCAAUUUUAAAUUUAAAUUUAAAAAUAGACGUAAGAUGUUAUGUAAACACGUAGAUACUAUGUAAUAAUUAUUAUAAUUCAUAUUUGUAUAUAGGGUACAUAUUGAAAUACACUGGACAUAUGACCGCCUUCUCCAUAUCGUUCGCGAUGUUUUCGUUGAGAUUUUUCCUAUACUCCAUCAUCGAAGACCCGUUGUGGGUAUUGCCCGUCGAAAUGACCAACGGUUUGUCGUUUGCCAUGGCCUUUAUAGCCGGCGUUUCGUAUGCAGCCGAAGUAGCGCCGGCCGGCAGUGAAGGCACCCUCCAGGGACUAUUCGGCAUGGCUUUCCACGGAAUAGGUGAGCAGCAUAUUAUUAAAUAAUAUUCUAAAUUUUAUUGCCAGCUGAAUAAAAUGUACAACACAUUCAGAUGUUAUAUAAAAAACAACGGAAUUGAUCCCGGGGUCGAAAAUAAAAAUAAAAAUACGAAUUUGUUCCCGAUAAAAAUUACAUAGCAUCAUAAAACUAUUCGAAUUUGUUCCCGUACCUAAACUUAAGAACAACAAGUUCAAUCAGUUUUACUUAUGCAGGAAAAUGUAUAUUGUUUUUGUAUCAUCAAAACUUUAUAACAAACUUGUUAAGAAAUCAAAAUUCGUAUUCAAAAUUAAAGUCCGUCAAAUUCGAAUCCUAUAGUAUUGUCUAGUUUUUCGGUCUAAAUACCGUUUUUUUCUCAACGGCUGCUACCAUCUUGAUUACGGAUUUCUAGUAUAGACUUUCUAGGUUAUUGUAUUUUUUUAUUUACAAUAAACGCUAGGCAGCAAUUAUAGAAAUGGAUACAAACAACAAAAAUAUAAGUAUAAACAAAUUUAACAGUUUAUAUCUUAAAAAUAAAACUAAAAACUAAAAUCAAACGGUACAAUUUUGAAACUAUAAUAAAAAAAUAAAAAAUAAAAUGAGGAAUCUAUGUUUGCGGUGAAGUGUAUGGUUAUGGCUGUAAGAGGUGGUGUGAUUGGAGAUAGAAAAAGCAAUCGAAUUGCAGGUAGGAUAAUAACGAAUUCUAAAUUGAAAUUUUUCAAGGAGGUUAGUACCAUCCAAAGAACCAUUUAAAAGGAACUUAAUAAAACGUUGGUCAGCUUCGAAUCGACGCGAGAAAUUGGAUGUGGAGAGCUGCUUGGAUAGGUUAAUAGUUGUGAUGAGUGACUGGAGAAUUGAAAAUGAAAGUAACGUAAUAUGCUAAAAAUCUGUUCUGAACACGUUCGAUGCGAAACUGGUCUUUUGCCAGGUAAGGGUGCGAAACAAUCACUCCAUAUUCUAGGAAGAGUCUGAUAAUCAAAAUGCAUAAAGAACAGAGACAGUGAACAAGCAGUGUUGAAUUCAGAUAUAUGUCAGGGAGGGUGAUAGCCCCCCCCUGGAAUUUUGUUUGCCUCCAGUUAAACAUAGGUAAAUUAGUAAUUAAAUAAAUAAUUUUAAAAAAAUGAUUGAUCUUAGUAAAAGGGUAGAUAGGCAAAAAAGAAGGUGACUACCUAAUAUAGUUUUAGUAAUCUCCCCUCUAGAAAAAUUGUCCGGGUUCAACACUGUGGACAAAUUUGAAACUUUUAGUAUUGUACCUGAUGAAAACUAGGAUUUUCAACGCCGUGUUUACGGUAAAGUUUGUGUGAUGAUCAAAGGAGUCUAAAAGAAGAGUAUUAUAUUAGGUCUGUGGAAAAUGAAAAGGAAAUAGGUUUAAGUUUCUAAUUCUGUUUUAUUAUUAAAACGGCAGUUAAUCGGAACCAGUUUGUAUAUAACCUGUAUAAUAGACCCGGGACCCAAUUCGAUAAUUGGGAAUCAACUCAUUGACGUGCUGCAUCUGUUUUUCAGUAACAGUUUUAUAAAAUGUGUUUUUUUUUACCGUAUUUCAGGUAUAUCGUUCGGUUCGUUCAGCGCGGGUUACUCGUUCGAAAAAGUGGGCAGCAAAAAUGCAUUCGGACUGUUGAGUUACGUGGCGUUUUUCACCUGUUUAGUUCAGAUCUCCAUUAACAAAUUAAUAAACAUGAGAAAAAAAUAAAACUGUGUAUACGUUUUCUAAAAAUGUUCUUAAACACGUGAAUUCGCAGGAAGAUGUUGAUUUUGUGUAUUAAAAAAAAAAAAAAAAAAAAAAAAAAAAAAACAAACAAACAUUAUUACUGAAUAAUGUUUAAUAAAAUAACGAUAAUAUUGCUUGUUUUAUAUUAUAAAACCGAUAUAAUGUGUCAUAUGUUAUGUAGAUAGAUACUUUUACUAUGUACAUAAUUUACUAUUCUCUUUAGUUCUAUAAUAUAGGUAUAUAUAAUAUGAAACGAGCCAUGUAAAACUAGAAUUUAUUUUCGAAUUCCAAAAAAAAAAUGUGUACUGUGAUAUAUUACUAUGUUAUUAUUAUUACUUGUGUGUUAUCGAAUGAAACUGAUAAAAUAAAAUAAUUAUUAUUAUUAUUAUUAUUAUUAUUAUUGUUAUAUUAUUUAAAUAUAAUACCAGCAUACCUUAAAGCAUAGAUAGUUUUUUUUUUUUCAAAUAGAUAUAUCUUUGGUUCCGGGGAAUAAUGUUAAGACUUAAGUUUAAUUAUAUAGCAUUUUUUUUUUUCAAUACAAUUUUGUCAUAUGUUUUUUUUCCAUUUAUUUUUUUAUUGUAAAUUGGAUUAAUAUGUAUGGAUUUUCAUAAUAAUAGCAUGUAAUAAAUUUAGUGUAUUACUUUAUAAUAUGCUUAAGUGUAUGUAUUUUAAAAAUUUUAUUUGCUUACAUUGAAAGUCAUGCGAAUAUUGACUCGAGCUCUUCUUCCCUGGAACUAAAGAUUUUACCCAUAAAUUAAAAAAAUC